Messenger RNA from Cydia pomonella (codling moth), 1409 nucleotides. It is a transcript of the gene Rpb11, whose product is annotated as DNA-directed RNA polymerase II subunit RPB11. The coding region runs from base 147 to 500 and encodes 117 amino acids. Gene Ontology annotation, molecular function: protein dimerization activity; DNA binding. The record is from RefSeq and is a predicted model, not a curated record. Gene Ontology annotation, biological process: transcription by RNA polymerase II. Lineage: Eukaryota; Metazoa; Arthropoda; Insecta; Lepidoptera; Tortricidae. The transcript is spliced from 4 exons. Gene Ontology annotation, cellular component: RNA polymerase II, core complex.
ACUUAAUUUAAUUAUCAUUAUCUGUGGUAAGUUAAUGUUUAGAACGCGUAUUGCAUUUUCAGUGCUUUCGGUACUUUGCCUUUCAAACAAAUCUUUCUACUUGGACAAAGUUGCCUUCUAAAAUAACUAUAAAAUAAUAUAUAACCAUGAACGCACCACCAACAUUCGAAUCCUUCCUUUUAUACGAAGGAGAACAAAAAGUUCAAAAAGAAGAGGAUACGAAGGUAACUAAUGCCGCAAUAUUUACUGUCAACAAAGAGGACCAUACUCUUGGAAACAUGAUUAGACAUCAACUCUUGAAAGACCCUAAAGUGCUGUUUGCGGGUUACAAAGUGCCGCAUCCCCUGGAGCACAAGUUUGUGCUGCGCAUCCAGACCACCUCAGAUUACACGCCACAGGAGGCCUUCAUGAACGCCAUCACCGAUCUUACAUCAGAAUUGUCUUUGUUUGAAGAGAGGUUUAAAGAAGCCAUUAAGGAGAAGAAGGAUGGAUUAGAUUAAAAAUAUAGGAAUUAAAACCUUUUAUACUGUAAGUUUGAAAUAUAUCUCAUGAAUUAAGAAAUAUUUGUAUACUCAAACACACCCACUUUGUCAAUAGAAAAAAGCCCGAAAUUCUCAUUUUCUAUGGGAAGUCAACUCUUUUUGACUACAUUUUUUAAUUUUGUCGCCUUUGUCUACUGACAAGUUUGGUGUGGCAGGGCAUAUUUUUAAUGAACUCAUCCCACCCAACACCGAACUUGGUAAACAAUGUUUAGUUAGAUAAAUGUGACAAUCCAAAUCAAAAGGGACCUUAUGACGGUCGGUGCUUACGCCAUUAUUAUCGGCGCGCCAAUACUCAUGCGGUGCUACGCAACAUAAGCGCUGACCGCCAUAAGGUCCUUUUUGAUAUGAAUUGUAAUUUAAAAUUAUCCUUCAUUAACUCCUGUGCCAUUCUGUAGGGCGGGUGGCGGGAUUUUAGGCGUUGUCUGGGCUUGCUGCCUUCUGAGGUGUGGUGGAGGUAUGUGGCUCAGAGUUGGCAGCCACUUUACCCAACCCCAAUAAUAACUUAAAAACCCAAUACCCAAAAAUAAAAAUGAAUACCCAAUAAUUGUACUUUUAUGACUUUUUUACCCAAUAAUUGUACUUUUAUGACUUUUUUACCCAAUAAUUGUACUUUUAUGACUUUUUAGGGUUCCGUAGCCAAAUGGCAAAAAACGAAACCCUUAUAGAUUCGUCAUGUGCGUCUGUCUGUCCGAUUAUGUCACAGCCACUUUUUUUACCCAAUAAUUGUACUUUUUUCGUAGCAAAGGAAUUUUGUAUUAGGUACCUAUAAGUGAAAACUGUUUUGGCUUAUGUUCUAACUUUAUCUUUUACCUUAUUGUAUUAUUAUGUGCUGUAUGUUUCCAAAAUAAAUAUUUUUUGCUUUUUGGG